This is a messenger RNA of Molossus molossus (Pallas's mastiff bat), 1675 nucleotides long. RefSeq names its product translocase of outer mitochondrial membrane 20 (gene TOMM20). Gene Ontology annotation, biological process: protein targeting; tRNA import into mitochondrion; protein import into mitochondrial matrix. Gene Ontology annotation, cellular component: mitochondrial outer membrane; mitochondrial outer membrane translocase complex. Gene Ontology annotation, molecular function: transmembrane protein transporter activity. Lineage: Eukaryota; Metazoa; Chordata; Mammalia; Chiroptera; Molossidae. The transcript is spliced from 6 exons. The coding region runs from base 159 to 632 and encodes 157 amino acids. The record is from RefSeq and is a predicted model, not a curated record.
GGGCCUCGGGUGACGGGGCCGGAAAUGUCGCGCUCGGCCUUUCCCGUUCCCUCGCGGCGGGCGUCAGUUUGAGCGGUACCGUCCGCUCUGAGGGUUCGUGGUAAGCGGCCUGAGCCCCAGACCCCCCGGCCGCCUCCCCUCUCCGCCAUCGACUGAAGAUGGUGGGCCGGAACAGCGCCAUCGCCGCCGGCGUGUGCGGGGCCCUCUUCAUCGGGUACUGCAUUUACUUCGACCGCAAGAGACGGAGUGACCCCAACUUCAAGAACAGGCUGCGAGAACGAAGAAAGAAACAAAAGCUUGCCAAGGAGAGAGCUGGACUUUCCAAGUUACCUGACCUUAAGGAUGCUGAGGCUGUUCAGAAAUUCUUCCUCGAAGAAAUACAGCUGGGUGAAGAGUUACUAGCCCAAGGUGAAUAUGAGAAGGGUGUAGAUCAUCUGACCAAUGCAAUUGCGGUAUGUGGACAGCCACAGCAAUUACUGCAAGUAUUACAGCAAACUCUUCCACCACCAGUGUUCCAGAUGCUUCUGACUAAGCUUCCAACAAUUAGUCAGAGAAUCGUAAUUGCCGAACCCCUGGAACCAGACAGUCAUGUUGGUGCUGGCCAAACAGUGCUCAGCCGAAGAUUAGGGUAGUGAUAACUGCUUGAGUGUUCCCAUGUGCUCAUGUUGCACACUUGUGUAAAAACUUUGGAAAUAGAAAUAAAGUGCACAUUGGCAUGCUACUUUGGGCAGAGAUCUGUUUGGUUUCAUGAUUUGUACUUCGAGUGAAAGCAUAUAAAACAGGCUUACCUGGUGGUAGCAGUGCUAUUCUAUUAACAGGUUGCCAGGACUUCCGUUCACACCAUUCACACAUACGUAAAGCCUGGUACAGUGUGCAUAGCAGGCAGGUUUGCAGUUGGCCUGCCUGUCCGGCCCUAUUGAAGCAGCCUGUGGACCGACCAGAGUAUGCUAAUGAAAUGUUAUCACAGAAGAGAUUUUGAGGUAAUUGGUAUAUCGUGCAGAUAUACAAAAUUUUCUUUCUUGUAAUAUAAAUGUAGUUUUAUGAUUGCUUGUGGCUCAACUGUUUAAGCAAAUAUUAAAGGGCUUGGAGAAAAUUUUGGCUUGGUGUUUAUUUGUAGAAAUGAAUUCUGCUGAAUUUGGUGACUAAAAGUCUUGGUACCCAAGUGUGUGUAGGUUACAGCAUCUCUUUGAUGGUAUUGACCACUGUGCAGCUUCUCCCCAGGAAUAUGCACAUUUGCCUUGGACUUCAGAGAGUUAACAGAUUCAGGUUAAGACCCCUGCUUGAAUGUUGGUAGGUGAGGAUUCUGUGUAAUAGUGGCUUUCCAACUCAGCGAGUGUCAGAAUCACCUGGAAGGCUUGUUAAACAGAUUGCUGGGCUCCAGGCGUGGCCCAGGAGCAGGCUCAUUUAGCUCUUCUAACAAGUUUCCAGGUUUUGAUGAUGCCUCUGGUUUGGGUCAUGCUUAUGAACGCAACGCAGAGCUGCUUAACGGUGACGUGGAAAACAUGAUAGAUAAUUCUUAUUAGAGAAUACCAGCUACGUUAAGGUCAUAGAUGGUGUACUUCAGCUUUCAGUAAAAAUGAGAUUAAAUGUGAUUACAAAGUCUGCUAACAGGAGCAGCCAGCACUUGACUGCCUGUGUUCUGAAGCAGACUCAUCAUCAGACUAUGUUCAAGAUG